Messenger RNA from Monodelphis domestica (gray short-tailed opossum), 2856 nucleotides. RefSeq names its product lysosomal acid lipase/cholesteryl ester hydrolase. Gene Ontology annotation, molecular function: hydrolase activity, acting on ester bonds. NCBI's taxonomy places the organism in Eukaryota, Metazoa, Chordata, Mammalia, Didelphimorphia, Didelphidae. The record is from RefSeq and is a predicted model, not a curated record.
CGCGGGGGGCUGGCCGACAUGCGCCGGCGCUGCUGAUUGGCCGCCUAGGGGAUAGGCUGAGCUGGGUCCUGAGAAGCUGGGGCUGGGGCUGGCCUCUCUUUACCCACAGUCUCCGGCCGGCCAGUUCCUCCUCGGCCAGAGCUUCCCGCUACGCGUGCCGGUUGGGCCCCCUUCUGGGUUUCAGAAUGCAGAAGUGGCUCUUGGCAGUGGUGGCCUGCGUGCUCCUUGGCGUGGCGCCUUCCGAGGGACAGUCCAGGAAGAAGAGAUCUGUGGAUCCCGAGGCGUACAUGAACAUUAGUGAGAUCAUCUCGCACUGGGGCUUCCCCAGCGAGGAGUAUAACGUGGUGACCGACGAUGGCUACAUUCUCAGUGUUAACCGAAUUCCGCAUGGCAGGAAGAACCGAUGGGAUAAAGGUCCCAGGCCGGUGGUGUUUCUGCAGCACGGUCUGCUUGCUGAUGGGAGUAACUGGGUCACGAAUCUGGACAACAACAGCCUGGGCUUCAUCCUGGCUGAUGCCGGUUACGAUGUGUGGAUAGGGAACAGCCGAGGGAAUACCUGGUCCCGCAAACACCGGACGCUCUCUGUUUUCCAGGAUGAGUUCUGGGCUUUCAGCUUCGACGAGAUGGCGAAAUACGACCUGCCUGCCGUGGUCAACUUUGCCCUGAACAAGACUGGGCAGGAGCAGCUGUACUACGUUGGCCAUUCCCAAGGCACCACGCUAGCCCUCAUCGCCUUCUCCACUUUGCCCCAGUUGGCCAAGAAGAUCAAGAUGUUUUUUGCCUUGGCGCCCGCGGCUACUGUCAAGUUCAGCAUCAGCCCCUUGGCCAAGCUGGGGAACUUCCCAGAUUUCGUCUUCAAGGAUUUAUUUGGAACGAAGGAAUUUCUCCCCGAAAAUUGGAUUUUGAAGUGGCUGGGGACCCACGUGUGCACCCACAGUUUACUGAAGGAGCUCUGCGGGAACCUCCUGUUUGUGCUCUGUGGGUUCAAUGAGCACAACCUCAAUAUGUCCAGAGUGGACGUGUACAGCAGCCACAAUCCUGCCGGCACGUCGAUACAGAACAUGCUCCACUGGAGUCAGGCUUUCAAAACUGGGGAGUUUAAAGCCUAUGACUGGGGAAGCCAAGAUAAGAAUUACUUUCACUACAACCAGACUCGCCCUCCGUUCUAUCGCGUGAAGGACAUGCUGGUCCCGACGGCCAUGUGGACUGGCAGCCGGGACUGGCUGGCGGACCCCAAGGACACGGGCCUCCUGCUGACUCAGAUCACCAACCUGGUGUACCACAAGAACAUCCCCGAGUGGGAACAUCUGGAUUUCAUCUGGGGUCUGGACGCCCCCUCGAGGCUCUAUGAUGAGAUCCUGGGGCUGAUGAGGAAGCACGAAUGAAGCUGCCCGUGGCAGAGGCGCAGCUCAGGAGUGGCGCCUCACUCUCGCUCUUGUUUCCUCGGCCUGAUUUGUGCUUUCCCCAAGCGUUCUGCCUCCUUCUGACUGGUUGGCCACGUGGCCACGGAGCCUAUCUGGACUGGCAAGGCAGCAUCUCGGUCACGUGGACCGUCCCCUCCCUCUGAUGAUCUAGACCCCCAAAUGAGAGCCCUGGUUCCCCCCAUUUUAAAGAUGGGGAAGUGGAGGCUCACCCUUGGAAUCACGAAGCUGAAGCUCACCCCAGACUGGGGUGAAGGUCCCCCCGCCCUGCCCGCGCCCCCAUGUUUAUCUCAGGGAGCAAAGUCUGCUAGAGGCCGGCGCCCACAUGCCCGUGGUGCUUGAUGGGGCCCUUCUGACCGAGGCUGCUCUAACCCUGGUGACACUUAAGAGACUAGAGCCCCAUUGUAUGAGAGGAGGGCCAGUGGUUGGCUGACACGGAGCCUCGGUUUCCCUGUUUGCAGCCCUUUGCCAGUUCUGGUUCUGCCCUCUACAGCCCAGUUUAGUGGGGGAACCCUCAAAGCCUUAAAGACAGCUGCCAUCUCCUUGCCACCCUCUCCAGGGCAUCUCUCCAUCAGGUUAAAGAAACCCCCUUCUUUCAAGAGAGAGACUGUGUGACCCAGGGGCCAGAGGGUUGGACUCCGAGUCAGGAAGACUCGGGUUUGAAUCCCUCCGACUCUGACUAGUUAGUUAUGUGACUCUGGGCAGAUCAUUUAAUCUUUCUCCAUCUAAGUCAUUAGACCCCAGUUUGUAGCCCUCCUCUGACCCCCAUUAGCCGUGGCCACGUAACCUCUUACCUCUUUGUUUCCUUGCCUCUGAAAUCAGGGCCUGGGUUCAAGGGUCCCUUUAGGUUCUCACUCUGUGAGCCUGUUGAAAGCCCCCCUUUCCCAAGCAGAGCGGCCAACGGUGCCGUCUCCAGCAGGGCGAGGGCCGGUCCUGGCCACGGGCGUGUCUGCUCUCCAGCUUAGCAUGGUCAUGGCUCAGCCCCCUGGAAGCGCCUUAGAAUGACUUCAAAGACUGCCGCCCUGAACCCUUUGGGGCUCUGCUGAGGCCCCCCGAUGCUGUGAGGGGCCACGUUUCGUGGCUGCCGGGACGUCCUGAGCCCCACCCACCCCUCGUCCUAGCCUGCCUGCCCCCCGGAAGGGACGCCUUUCAGCUUGGAAGGAGCCUCUGCUGGCGUUUGCUUGCCUUUUCCCUUUCAAAAUGGCACCCACCCACCUCAGCUCAGGAAGUCCGAGCGUUCGAGUCUUUCCUGGUAACUGCCCGGAUGACUUUUGUGUGUGUGUCCCGGGUCCCUGCAGCUCUCCCGCCGGGGUCCUCCUCGAAUUCUAGACCAGGAUUGAGGGAGAUGCCGAAGCUGGGAGGACCCCCACGUGGACAAAGGCUACUUGGACCCUGGCAAGAACGUGCCGCCCAAUAAAGUGGACUGUCGUCACCA